AUGGAAGCCAGACUUACGCGAAAUCAGCAAUAUCCAGACCGUCCAAACGAAGGCGAGCCGCUGAAUGUCAUUAUUUCUAAUACCUCUUCAGCUGAUAUACUCAAGCCUGAAAGGUUCUUGAUCUGGGCUACCGCUCUUGGAUUUGGCGUCUCUUGCCUAGGACAGGGCGAUCCACAGACCAUCAUGUAUGCAGACCUAGGGUAUCUGAAUCACCACGUAAAGCAAGGCUCUGCAUCUGGUAUGAAUGGUGUCUUGCGGUGGAAUUACGGUUCUCCUGAUAUUGGAACAUGUCGAGAAUCCAUAUCGGGUGGCAACCACAUUCGCUGGUUCAGGCAGCGGAUCGGCACGACAACUUCAAUUUUCCUUACGGUUUCGUACGAACAAAGUCUCGCGAAUUUACACAAUCUUCAGAGAGACGGGUACAAUCGGGGGCGUGAUGAUGUCGUGCGGAUAGCAACUCAAGAGAACGGGAUUGAAUGGGAAGGCAAUGUGUUCAACGCCACAGUAAAAUGGAUUGAGGCAGGUCGACUCAUGAAUGCUACUUCAAAAAAUAUUAGCCAUGCUGAAAUGGCAAAUAAGGACCAACCUGUUGUUGAUGGACGCGUGGCUGUGUUGUAUGUUAACACUGUUAAACGAUCCGACGAAGAGCAGCGCAGCGUAGCGGCGCGUUCCUUGCCUGCCAUUUGUUCAUCCAGUUUCCUGUUAACAGUGUCCACUGUGCUAGUUGUAGCAAGCACAUUUUUGUUAUGA
Messenger RNA from Malassezia globosa CBS 7966, 750 nucleotides. RefSeq lists its product as uncharacterized. The transcript has 2 exons. Lineage: Eukaryota; Fungi; Basidiomycota; Malasseziomycetes; Malasseziales; Malasseziaceae. The record is from RefSeq and is a predicted model, not a curated record. Bases 1 to 750 code for a protein of 249 amino acids.